AUGAAUCAGGCUCAAUCAAGUUGGCAAUACAAGACGCUUUCGGCUGGUGCAUCUGCUCUUGAAAGUAGCACAUCGGAAGCUCAUCCAAGCGGGAGCAGGAGUUACGACAAUUAUUAUUACAAUGCACAAAGUGCUGGGUUUGACGUUGGAAGUGAAAGCCGAGGAUCUCGUACAAUAUGCGUUACGAAUUUGGAUCCUAGUAUUGCUGAUCCUUUCCUUAAUGUUUAUUUUGGAGAAGUCGGUGAGGUGACUAGGACUAGAAUCAAUCUUGAGGAUUAUUGCCUACCACACGCUUUUGUCGAAUUUGUUGACUCAAGCUCUGCCACAGAAGCUGCUCAAAAAUUGAAUGGUGCUAAGAUGCUCGACCAGGAUAUUUCUGUGAAGAUUCUGGGUAAACCCUCGGAGAAAGAUCGGACGGAAGCUUCACAACAUUUUCAGGUGUUUGUUGGUGACCUCACGUAUGAAGUUGACAAUCAGGUGCUUCGGGAUGCAUUUGCUGUUUUUGGCAAUAUAUCCGAUGCAAAAGUGAUAAUUGAUCCACUAACUCAAAGACCGAAGGGGUAUGGUUUUGUGUCGUAUUCCACAAAAGAGGAAGCUGAACGAGCUAUUGAGCAAAUGAACGGCGCGUGGCUGGGACAUCGUCAGAUACGGACCAACUGGGCUAAUCGUCGAAUAGAACCUACUGAAAUACAUCAUAAGCGGCGUGAACUUAAUUAUAGCGAAAUAUACAGCAAAACAGGGCCUGAUAACUGCUCAGUUUACGUUGGGAAUCUCGAUAGCUCUGUAAAUGAUGAUGAACUACGUCGGUUGUUUGACCAGUAUGGGAAAAUUAUGGAAAUUCGCCUUCACAAAGUUAAAAGUUGUGCUUUUAUUAGGUUUGAUAAGAAAGAGUCUGCAUGCUCUGCUAUAAUUGAGAUGAAUAAUGAAGAAAUUAAUGGUCGGAUCAUUCGAUGUUCGUGGGGAAAGUUCUAA
Molecule: messenger RNA, 972 nt
Organism: Enterobius vermicularis (human pinworm)
Lineage: Eukaryota; Metazoa; Nematoda; Chromadorea; Rhabditida; Oxyuridae
Source: the annotation of a GenBank genome assembly